This is a messenger RNA of Bufo bufo (common toad), 9569 nucleotides long. RefSeq names its product multiple EGF like domains 8 (gene MEGF8). The record is from RefSeq and is a predicted model, not a curated record. Lineage: Eukaryota; Metazoa; Chordata; Amphibia; Anura; Bufonidae. The transcript has 43 exons. Gene Ontology annotation, molecular function: calcium ion binding; protein binding. The coding region runs from base 86 to 8269 and encodes 2727 amino acids.
GUUUUGCUUCCGGUUCACAGGUGACUCCAGCUGCGGAUAGCGGAUUGAGCCGCAGGAGGUUUUCUCCCAGGAAUGCUGAUCAGAAAUGGGUGCCCCUUCCGGCUUCUGGGUGUACGGCUGGCGCCUCUUCUUCCUGUUGUUAUCCCAGGCUGACACUGCAGCAUCUGGUGACUGUAAGGGGCAGCGCACCGUGCUCCGCAGCUUUCCGGGGUUUGUGAGUGACGGCCCAGGAAACUAUUCAGUCAAUGGCAACUGUGAGUGGCUGAUAGAAGCCCCGAACAGUGAUUACCGCGUCCUGCUGCGCUUCCUCUUCAUGGACACCGAAUGUACCUACGACUAUCUGUUUGUGUACGAUGGAGACUCGUAUAGCGACCGCCUGCUGGCCAGUCUGAGUGGAAGCAGCCUGCCCCCGACCCUGGAGGCCACGUCCGGAAAGAUGCUUCUCCAUCUCUUCAGUGAUGCCAAUUACAACCUGCUGGGCUUCAAUGCCACGUACAGUUUCUCUUUGUGCCCGCAAGGUUGCUCUGGACAUGGGAUCUGCCAGGAAAACAGUCAGUGUUCGUGUGACCCCGGCUGGAGUGGGGACGGUUGUCAGAUCCCGGACUGUAGCUCGUACUGCCAUGUGCACCAUGGAACCUGUAACCAGGACACUCAGCGUUGCGUCUGUUUUCCGGGCUACGUCGGGGAGCGCUGUGAUCUAUCGCUGAACGACAAUCAGGGUUCCGGCACCUGGUACAAUGUGAGCGGUCAGGAUCCGUCCUUUACCCCCCGCACCGCAGCCGCCGGAGCCUUCCUGUCCCCCGCCGAUGCCCUUUACAUUUUUGGAGGUCUGGAUCUGAACUCCGCUCUGCAGGAUAUGGCGGUGUACAACUUUACAUCAAACACAUGGGAGCGUAAAAACUACUCGCCAAGCCCGGCUGCUCGGCACUCGCACGUUGCGGUGGAAUGGAAUGGGACGUUGGUGUUGUUUGGGGGGGAACUGUCCGGAGGGCGACUGACUAAUGAUACCUGGGUGUUUCUGCCCCUGGAGGAACGCUGGGUUGACCUGAGCUCGUAUAGUCCCAUGCACCCCCCUUCCCUGGCGAACCACGCAGCCGCCACCGUUGACAAUUGGCUCUACGUGUUCGGCGGACGCACGUCUCGGGAUGUUUUUUCCUCUAAGAUGUUUCGUUUCAACCUCCACUCAUGGGAAUGGGAGAUGGUGGUGGUGGCAGGAGGAAAGCCUCCGUCAGCAGCUGGGCAUUCCAUGGUUUUCCACGCUUCUUCCCGAUCUCUUCUGGUAUAUGGUGGGCACAGGCCGUCCACGGCACGAUUCAGCAUUCGUGUGAACACUACAGAUUUGUUUCACGUGGACUUUAACUACUGGACCACCCUGAAGCCCCGUGAGGGUAACCGUGGCGGUCCUCGGGAGAGAGCCUUUCAUAGCGCCACUAUUAUAGGAAACUACAUGGUGGUAUAUGGGGGCAAUCUGCACAUUCACUACCAGGAGGAGAAAUGCUAUGAUCAGGAAAUCUUCUUCUACCAUCUUGGAUGUCACCAGUGGGUUCCCAGCAACACCCUGAGCCAGAUCAUGCCUCCCCACCACGGGCCCCAGAGUAUGGGCGGUGGCCGGUACUCCCAUGUAGCAGCUCUAAUGAAAGGUGGAGUGUUAUUAGUGGCUGGCGGGUACAGCGGUACUCCACGUGGAGACCUGCUUGCCUAUAAGGUGCCCAUAUCGGUGUACCAACCCCCCGUGCAAGAUUAUCACCUGGACUACUGCUCCAUGUAUGCAGACGAGACCAUCUGCUCCAGGGACCCCGAGUGCACAUGGUGCCAUACAAGCUGCCAGACCCCUCAGCCUAACAGAAUAUGCCCGGACAAGAGCUGCCUGGGAUUGGCGCGACUCCUCUCGGACUGUCAGUCCUGCCUGGUGUUCAGCAGUAACCUGACGAGCUCCUCUCACAUCCCCCGCACCUUCGGCUGGUGUGUGCAGAAUGAGACCUGCAUGCCUGUGACUGAUCGCUCUGCGUGCCGCGUCGGGCAGAUCGCUGGCACCUACGGCUGGUGGGGCAGCCAGAACACCUUCAUCACUUCUCUAGACGGCUGCCGGACCAACAACUUUCUCCCUGGUCUUCACCUCAUCACCUAUCAGCAGCCGCGCAACGAGUCUCAGCCGGACCGGGUGUCCAUUGUGCGUAGUACGACCAUCACCCUGAGCCCCAGCACGGAGAUGGAUGUGUCUCUGGUCUAUAAGGGCUUCAUACACCCCAUGCUGAGCCACAAUGCUCCCUUAGACCGCGUCUCUAUCUGGGCUCGCAUCCAGCGCUUUUACGUCGUGGCUCGACUUGGCCGCAGCUCCGGAGCCAUAGACCACCUGGAGGAGGUAGGUCGCUGGUUUGUGCACCAGGAUAAGGAGCGGCGCUCCCUGCAGCGGAAUAGUGGGGAUCCGUUAUUCCCUAAGGCGGAUUGGGGCAGUCGCUACGCCGUGCAGAUCGAAGGUUUCCUCAACAAUACGGGCAUCGGACACACCAGUGAGCUGAGCCUGACGUGGGACCGCACCGGCGUACAAGGUGGCAGCGAGAUCUCCUUCCUUUUCUUGGAGCCCCAUCGCUCUGAGGUUUGCGAUUACCCCUCGUGUUUAGCCUGCCUGGCAGAUCAAAGCUGUGGAUGGUGCUCCAAGACCCGGACCUGUCACCACAGACUAGCAAGCGAAUGGGCAAAGUUCUGCCAGGAUACCCCCUUAAUCCUGUCACCAGGAAACUGUCAGCAGUGCGAUGAAUACCGGGACUGCGAGGCCUGCAGCGAAGACCAGUACUGUGAGUGGCAGAUACACAGCAAUAAGAAGGGCGACUCCCUGUGCAGCCGAAGGUGGCGUGUCAGCGGAGCUAUACGAUCACCCAGGGACUGUCCCCGUGCCUGUCACCAGCGGAGGACCUGCUCCGAGUGCCUCUCGAACUCCAGUCACUGUGCGUGGUGCCAGUCCACCAGCAGCUGCUUCUACUUCGCUGCCUACCUGGCUAAGUACCCCUAUGGAGACUGCAGGGACUGGUAUGACAGUGUUCACUCGGUGCCUCAGUGCAUGGACUGCUCCCGGUUUAACACCUGUCGGGAGUGUCUGCAGAAUUUCGAGUGCGGCUGGUGCGGAAAUAUCGACAACCCAACAGUGGGAAGGUGCUUCUCCGGUGACUUCUCAGGUGUCCGUGGCUUUACCUCCUGCUCCCGGGCCUUGUCUUUCGCCGGGCUCGUGGCUGAACCAGCUGAAUGGUCCUAUGAUUCCUGUCCAGAUGUAGAUGAGUGUAGACUGGGAAUGGCGACCUGCCAUAAACACGCGACUUGCAGGAACACGCCGGACUCCUAUGAGUGCCACUGUGACCGUGGAUACACAGGAGAUGGCGUCGCUCACUGCAACCAGACAUGUUAUAAUGAAUGCUCCCAUGGCACGUGUAGCGGGCCGCCAUCUUACUCCUGUCUGUGUGACCUUGGGUGGACAUCCAACCAGACCAGCCUAAUAGAAAGCGGAGUGGAGUGCAGCGUGGAUUGUGGCUGCAAUUUCCAUAGCACCUGCGCUCAUGGGCCGGGCAUAUGCGACUCCUGCCAGGAUUGGACACAAGGCGCUCAGUGCCAGGAGUGCAAACCUGGCAGCUUCGGAAGUGCCACCCAGAAGCCAGGGUGUCAGGAAUGUGCCUGCAACAGACAUGGGACCCCUGAAAAGGGCUACUGUAACGGGGGAACGGGCGUCUGCUACUGCACGGACAACACGCAGGGAGAGCACUGCGACAAGUGUGUGCCGGGCUAUUAUGGCGACCCCAGGAAUGGCGGCACGUGUUACCUGGAGUGCCAAGGCCGGCAGCUGCUUUCUCGCGUCUCGUCCUCGGCUCUCGGCUCUCCAGGCGGCUCUUACUGUCUGUGGAUGCUGAGCGUGUCUUCUCACACCGAGCCUUGCCACCCGGAAGCCAAUUGCCCGCGGCUCAGCCUCAGCUUGCAGCCUGACUUCAGUGUCCCGUGCACGCAAAGUUACGUCUAUGUCUUCGAUGGGAUCCCGGCAUUCCUGGACACGGGGCUCCUGCAGUCAGAUCGCAGCUUGUUGGGGGCCUUUUGUGGACAAGGCCGUGGAGAAACGCCACUUACUGUGGAGGCGACCACCGGCGUCCUCGUUGUGUAUUACGAAGCAAACAACACCGAACCUUCUGGUUUUAAUGCCACGUACACAGUCCACGAAUGCCACCCCCCGUGCGGACCCAACAAGGUGUGCCGGGGUCAGAGCUGUGUCUGUCGGAGUCCGCUAUCCGGUCCGUACUGUCUGCGCAACGUGUGUCCCCGAAACUGCUCAGUGGAGGAGGAGAAAGGAGUCUGCAACCAGACCCUCGGUGUUUGCUUCUGCUCCGCUGGUUACGCUGGAGGCGACUGCUCCGUUCGGCUGGACUCGGGGAAGAUCGUGUGGGAAAGUCUUAUGGACCCUCAGCUCACCGCGGACACGGCGAGUCGCUUCUUGCACCGUCUGGGCCACACCAUGGUGGAGGGGCCGGACAGCACUCUCUGGAUGUUCGGGGGUCUCUCUUUAAGAGAUGGCGUGCUGGGAAGUGUCUACAGGUACUCCAUCUCUGAGCGCCGCUGGACCCAGAUGUUAGCCGGGACGGAGGGUGGGGGUCCCGGCCCAAGCCCCCGUUACUUCCAUGCUGCUGCGUACAACGCCCUUCGUAACGCUAUGUAUAUAAUGGGCGGCCUGACCAACUACAGGGCGUACAGUGACUUCUGGGUGCUGAACCUCACCACCCUGCAGUGGAGGAAGGAACUGGACCCCAUCUUGCCGCCUGUGGCGGGCCACACCCUCACUCCUCGCCGCGGCUCCUCGCUGGUUCUGAUUGGUGGAUAUUCCCCCGAGAACGGAUUUAAUAACCGGGUGCUGGAAUAUAACAUAGAGCUGGAGACCUGGACGGCGGGGCAUCAUACGGGCACGCCGCCCACAGGACUGUACGGUCACUCCACCAUCUACCACGAGGCCACGGACGCCUUCUAUGUCUUCGGCGGACAUCGCUUCCAUGUGGAGGCCGUGACCCCGUCCCCGGAGCUCUAUACCCUGUAUUACCCUAAUCUGACGUGGAGCUUGCUCGCCCCCUCUCAGGGGAGAAAGCCCCUGUCUCACUUCUUCCACGUGGCCGCCGUGUUGAAGGACACCAUGGUUGUGGUGGGAGGUCGCACAGAGCAGCAGGAAUACAGCAAUCAGGUUCUCUUCUACCAGAUCCACUGCAAUGCCUGGAUCCGUCCCAACAAGAGCGAUGUCAUUUUGGGGGUCCCUAUGAAUGAGUCAAUAGGUCACGCUGUGGCCGUGGUGGGUGGACGACUCUACAUCUCAGGGGGGUUUAAUGGUGUGGCCCUUGGCCGUAUGGUGACGUUGUCCGUGCCCUCGGACCCCUGCAUGCUGUUCAGCACCCCCUCCUCCUGCAACCAUAGCGCUGGCAGUUGUGUCUGGUGCCAUUACAGCUGCAUGUCCGCCGACAUCGCUGAAAGGCGCAGCUGCUCGCAUUCGUCUUCAUCGUGUUUCCCGCUGCCGAGGUCCGCGGACGAUUGCCGGAGACUGAAGACCUGCAGCGAGUGCCUAGCGCAGCACCCCCUCUCCAUGAGCGCACAGCUGGGCACGGUGGCGCCGCGCUGUAAGUGGUGUACUAACUGCCCAGAAGGCGCCUGCAUCGGCAGUGAUGGAAGCUGCACCUCCGAGAACGACUGUCGUAUUAACCAGCGGGAGAUCUUCCUGGCCAGCAACUGCUCGGAGAUCUCAUGUGAGGCGUCUGAUUGCCACAAGUGCAUUGCUUCUGGGAAGUGCAUGUGGACCCGCCAGUUUAAGCGCACAGGAGAGACCCGCCGGAUCCUGAGCGUGCAGCCCACCUACGACUGGACUUGCUUCAGCCACUCGCUGCUCAAUGUCUCUCCGAUGCCCGUGGAAUCUUCUCCACCACUUCCGUGUCCAACUGCGUGUUACAACCACAGCACCUGCCACGAGUGUCUGAGCUCCAAGGGAGCCGAUGGCGGUUGGCAGCAGUGUGUCUGGAGCGUUGCCCUGAAGCAGUGCAUGAGCCCCACGUUCCUGCCGAUGCGAUGUGCUGCUGGCGCCUGCGGCAGAGUCCUGAGCGGAGCAGAGAAUUGCUCGCCCUCCUGCUCCCGUCACACUCACUGUGCUGCCUGCAUUCUGCACCCCCGCUGCGGCUGGUGCGCCCGGCGGGGAGGGAACGGGGAGGGCAGAUGUUCGGAGGGAGGGCUCAGUGCACCCACUCAAGGCUUGGGGGAGCAGUGCGUUUCGCUGGAGUCUCACUGGGCCUUCAUGUCCUGCCCCCCUGAAAACGAGUGUCUGAACCAUCAUCACGACUGCAACGAGACCCAGAACUGCAGCGACCUCCUCCAGGGAUUCCAGUGCACCUGCAAGAAGGGCUACACCCUGCACAAUGUGACGGGUCUGUGUCACCCUGUAUGUGAACACGGCUGUGUCAAUGGAACCUGCGUGGAGCCCAACAGAUGCCGCUGUGACUUUGGUUAUGUAGGGGAGAACUGCUCUGUGGCAUGCCGGUGUAAUAAGCACAGUGACUGCGCAGGACUCGGGGCGGAGGACGUGUGCCUGCAGUGCCACAAUAAUACCAUGGGGGAGCACUGUGAGAAGUGUAAGCCGUUGUUUGUCGGAUCAGCUCUAAAUGGUGGCACCUGCCGUCCCUGUCUGGAGUUCUGCCGUGGGAACAGCGAGGUGUGUCUGAACAUGGAGGAGUACGAGAAAUCCCUGAAGGAGCCUGACAAGUAUUCUCUGGACACAGACAAGAUCCCGUCCUGGGUGAGUCAGGGUCCCAGCGAGGACUCGGCGGUGUGUGUGAACUGUCAGAAUAACAGCCUGGGAGACAAGUGCGAGGGCUGCCUGCCGGGGUACUUCCUGCUGGACAAGCGCUGCACCAAAUGUCAGUGUAACGGCCACGCCGACACCUGCAACGAACUGGACGGAACCAACUGUCCUUGUGGCAACAACACGGAGACCCAGAACUGUCAGAACAGCGCCGACAAGAAGGACUGCUACAAGUACCAGUGUGCGAAGUGUAAAGACUCCUUCCAUGGGAACCCGGUGAAUGGCCGCCAGUGUUACCGCCUCAUGACUGUGGAGCAGGAAUAUUGCUUCGAUCCGACCUCACAGAGUAACUGCUUCCACGAGCCGAACAUCCAGAACUUGCCGUUUGGACGCAGCGUGUUUUUUGGGGUGCAGCCCAAGUUCACCAAUGUGGACAUCAGAGUGACUGUUGACGUGACGUUUGGCUGUGUGGACGUCUUUGUGUCCACCUCCCCGGAGAGCUUUGCUGUUGACGUUGACCCGUUGACAGGGGUUCACUCUGUGCGAAUCGCUGACAGUGAAGCUUCUGGGGGGCCCGAACCCCUGACUGCCGCCUCUUAUAAUAAUAGCGUGUGGUCCGCCAUCACUAGAUCCUCUUGGCUCCGCGAGGAACGUCCUAAGGGUCUAAUCACCUACAUUACAGUCCGCAAUCAGCAGACGGUGCUGAUAGUGCGGGGGGGCAGGGACCGGGUGGUCAUCACGUACCCCCACGAGCUGCACACCCUGAAGAACAGCCGCUUCUAUCUGCUGCUUCUGGGCAAUGCCACCAGCGGGUCCGGGGAGUCGCAGGGCCUGCUCUUCUUCCGCCAGGACCAGGCGCACAUCGACCUCUUUGUCUUUUUCUCUGUUUUCUUCAGCUGCUUCUUCCUCUUCCUCUCAGCCUGCGUCCUGCUCUGGAAGGUGAAGCAAUGGCUGGACGUCCGCCGGGAGCAGCGGCGCCACCUGCAAGAGAUGAGUAAAAUGGCCAGCAGACCAUUCGCUAAACUGACCGUCUAUUUCCACCCAGACGUAGAGAUGGUUGGGCUUCAUCCUGGAGGACCAGUUUUGCCUUCGAUUCCCCAUCAUCACCACCACCACCAUCAUCAUCACCAUCGCUCCAAGCCCAGGCUGAAGUCUUAUGACCCGUCGGCACCGCAGCCGCCUUCAUUGCGCCAUUCGGACCCUUUCUUGUCGCAGCUCCUGGGUUACACGUACUCCAGCUUCCGAGUUGGGCCUAUCACCCUGGAGCCCACGGAUGAUGGCAUGGCUGGGGUGGUGACUCUGCUGCUGCAGCUCCCGGGUGGUGCCCAGGCCCCCAAUAGAGCCUGUCUGGGUUCUGCCCUCGUGACUUUACGCCAUAACCUGCAGGAGUACUGUGGGACCAGCCACGUGGUCAGCAGCUCCAGGAAGGGACUUCUGAGCCACGAGAACCUGACCAGCAUGUCACUGUGAAUGAGGGGCCCAUGGGGCCCAGACUGUAUGGACGUGCCGACUUCUCUAACUUAACGGUUUUCUAUGAUAUUUAUGUUGGUUACGUGCAAUGACUUUUUUUAUUUUAUUUUAAUUGAGGGUUUUAUUUGGGAUCCUCUGAAAAACACUACUACGAUGGACUGCACCCCCGGGGGCCCCGGACUGCACUAAUACAGCGGUCGUGUACGCAACCCGGCGCUGGCCUGUAUAUAGGCAGCUGUGCAUGGAAAGAGUUAAUCUCUGCAACAAGAGACUGUUAAAAUGUACAAUAAACAUGGCCGCCCUCCGCGCACACAGAGUUAUAAGCCUGGCCGCCAUCCGUGCAGUUCCAGUGGCAUGCCAGGGGUUAAAGUUACAGAGGAGAGAUUGGUGUCAAAAAGUGCGCACUGUCCUCACAGCCCUAAUGAACUUCUUGACCCAUAUCCCUCCAGGCAAGCUUGUAAUUAUGAGCUGCAGUGUAAAGUAUGGGGGAAGGAACAGCUGCAGUUUGAGCCUCUGAUAUGGCAGGAGGGUAGAUCUCAGACUCCACAAGAAAAGCAGCAUUACCCAUAGGAGGCGAGGUCUGAGCUCCCACAAUCCACUGCUCUGGAUAGAGGGGUUAUAAACGGUACACAAGGAUGGAGAAGAAAACAGCUGCACUGGAAAGCAUGGGGGAUGGACUGCUGCAGUGGAAAGCAUGGGAAAUGGACAGAGCUGCAAUUUAAAGCAUUGGAGGAUGGACAGAGCUGCAGUGUAAAGCAUGGGGGAUGGCCAGAGCUGCAGCCUGAGCCUGUUGAUGCAGGAGUUGGAUUGCAAUAGACUGUGCUUUACUGACUACUACCACCUGCAUCCACAAGAAUCACAGUUUCACAUAUGCCACUAUGUAUGAUCAAGUUCCGACACGAUUUAGUUGAUGGAUGUGCGUUCUUAAAGGGGUUGUACAGAUUUAGAAGAACUUGGCUGCUUUCUUCCAGAAAGAGCACCACUCUUGUAUAUAGGUUGUGACUGGUAUUGCACCUCUAUCUAAUCUGCAGUACCAGACACAACCUGAAGACAGGUGUGGCGAUGUUUUUUUUCUAAUGUUGUACAGCCCCUUUAAGAACAGUCUGUCAUCAUUCCAAGAUCUUAAAAGAAUGUUCUAGCUAAGACUGACACUGUGUGGUGCUUCAUGCAGGGUCUGAGGGGGUGGAGCAUGACACGGGUUGAUAGAGCAUGCUCUCAGGCCCCGCCCUCAGGCAGAACAGUCGCUCAGUCUUCUCGAUGACAUCUACGCUGCUUCACAAUAAAAAAGAGAAAACCUAAA